Molecule: messenger RNA, 2047 nt
Organism: Ictalurus punctatus (channel catfish)
Lineage: Eukaryota; Metazoa; Chordata; Actinopteri; Siluriformes; Ictaluridae
Gene: styk1b
Product: serine/threonine/tyrosine kinase 1b
Exons: 10
Coding region: 153-1484 (443 amino acids)
Biological process (GO): positive regulation of kinase activity; cell surface receptor protein tyrosine kinase signaling pathway; multicellular organism development
Cellular component (GO): signaling receptor complex
Molecular function (GO): transmembrane receptor protein tyrosine kinase activity; ATP binding
Source: RefSeq, a predicted model, not a curated record
UGUGAGAGUAUUGAAGAAACAGAAAGUGGACAACAGAGCGACAGAGAAGUCCACAAGAAACAAUGCCGAACAAGGGAAGCUGACAACAUCUCUCUCUCUCUCUCUCUCUCACACACACACACACACACACACACACACACACACACAAGAGAAUGGCAUCUACAACUAGCUCUCAGGAAUACACACUGUGUCAACCAGAAGACACACUGUGUGAGAUCCGUAUGUACGAGCAGGAAGUGAUCAUCGUUCCUGUGCUGCUGUUGCUCAGUUUUGUCGUGAUACUCGCAAUCCUGCUGCUGCUGCGCUUUUGUCCUGAAAAAGCGCACAAAGUGCGUCCUAGAAACACGUUCCGGGCGAGCCGUGGCCCCACCAGAAUCCUCAACGGGAUCGAUGCUCCCCCGGGUCUGAAUGCUCUAGAAGGAGAGAGUAUAGCGCUGAAUUUCUCCCCGACUUACUCCACGUUUGCGUCAUCAGUUCGUGGCGGCGGACGUGAACACGGUAUCGAAAAUCCCGCCUUCGGUAAUGCUGCGUUGCUGAGCGCACGUGAUGCCCCGCGCCAGCGCCUGCCGGAGAAGUUCAAACUGGUGACGUCACUGCAGGGUUCGUACGCACUGAAGUCGGACAGCAGGGUGUCGCUCUACAGAGCACGCAUGGAGAACCGCAAUGUCGUGCUGCAUGUGCUCACAGACUCAGCGAGUGAGACUGAAUGCCAGUCCUUCCUCGGCUUUGCAUCCUUCCUGUCUCAGUUGGGUCCUCACCCGUUCCUGCCUGAGCUGAUUGGCGUCGUUUCACUCCGAGCACCGCUUAUCAUGGUCAUGGAGGAACUCGAGAACCAGGAUCUGCUCAGCUACCUGUGGAAAUGCAGACAGGCAGGACCUGACUCUGGUGCGAUGACUGAGAGGCAGAUCUUCACUAUGGCCUCGCAAGUGGCCUCCGCUUUGGACUUCCUGCACUCCAAAGAUCUGAUUCACGGAAACAUCAAAGCCCGCAGCGUAUUAAUUACCCAGAUGCUAACUGCUAAGCUGUGGGGUCUCAAUGACGUAUACACCAGGAAUACGUCCAGCUUAAAUUACAAAACCGGUCCCGGACAGAAAAAAUGGCAGGCACCAGAAAUCCUGGCUAACAGAGAGGCGAGCCAAAAGAGUGAUGUGUGGUCGUUUGGCCUGCUGCUGUACGAGAUGGUGACUCUCGGUGAGGUCCCGUUUGCUGAGGUUCCUGUUAAAGAGCUGCUGCAGUUUCUCCAGAGAGGAAAAUCACUGAAGAAACCACAUGGCUGCUCCAACUCACUCCACAGCAUCAUUAAAGGCUGCUGCCACUGGAAGGAACAAGAUCGCUUCUCAAUGGCCGAGCUCAGACACAAACUUCAAUCAGGAGAGAAGACCGGCAACGACAAAACGGUUCUCCGGGCAUCUCAGCCAAUCAACAUUCAGCAUUACCUUCAGGAGGCGGGAUAUGGCGAAGCCAUCAACUAUACCAUUUUCUGAAAAUCUUUACAGCCAAUAAGGACACAUUUGACCUCAGACCUUUUGUUUACUUCCUCAGUAAACCCAAAAUGAUGGUAUAGCCCUAAUCCACCACCAAUAGGACAAUCCAGUUAAACCUGCACCGUUGAAACAUGGUACAACCUGGAUUUCUACUGGUUUGCUCCUCCCAGUUCACAUAACAAUGGUGUGAACCAAUUUACUCUCCAGAAAGAUGGAUCCUCAGUAACAACAGCGCCCCCCCCACAGUACGUUGGUACAAUCCUGAUGAAUAUUAUUGCACUACAGUAUAGCAGUUUAUAUUAAUGAGUUUUACAGUGUUGUACACAUAUUUUUAAAUACAUCAGUCUGCACAGUGUUUCACAUAAUUAACGUUUAUUUUUUUUUAACUCUUUAAAAUUGUUGUUUUUGGUGUCAAUUUAAUUCAUUCCAGCUUUAGUAAAUCUAACAAUUGAUUCACGUUGUUAGUUUCUGCUUUUCUAAAUGGAUCAUGGAAAAAAAAAUAUCUAAACUGUGAACGUUUGUCUUACCUGAUGAGGCAGAAUAAAAGAAGACCAGUCAACAUA